This is a messenger RNA of Morchella importuna, 8994 nucleotides long. RefSeq lists its product as uncharacterized. The transcript is spliced from 4 exons. Gene Ontology annotation, cellular component: cell cortex; membrane; mitochondrion. Gene Ontology annotation, molecular function: tubulin binding; phospholipid binding. Gene Ontology annotation, biological process: signal transduction; dynein-driven meiotic oscillatory nuclear movement; establishment of mitochondrion localization. Bases 1 to 8994 code for a protein of 2997 amino acids. NCBI's taxonomy places the organism in Eukaryota, Fungi, Ascomycota, Pezizomycetes, Pezizales, Morchellaceae. The record is from RefSeq and is a predicted model, not a curated record.
AUGGACGACCCGUUUACGACUCCGCAGCGGACAUCGGUCCAGGACAGCAACAGUCAUCUCAUUUCCCUGCCCACAUCGUCACCAUCACAGAUCAAACGGACGCUGGAGGCACAUCUAGCGGAAGUCAGCAAACGCAUCGAGACCGCCGGGAACCUGGGACGGGCGCUGCUGAAACAGCAACAAGAAUAUGAAUCGAGGAUCAAGGAGCUGGACGAGGCCGGCGACACGGUCGACCCGGAGCUGAAGAAGAAACUGCAGGACUUGGAGAAGGAGUACAAUGAAGUCGGCAGAGAGAGCGCAAGGGCGGUAUUGACGAACAAGAUCAUGGGCGGUGGCGGUGGAACGUCACCGUACGCGGCUGGAAAUAUCACCCCAUCGACCGCAGCAAAUCUACAGGCUCAUGGCACAAACUCCCCUUCAAAACCUACAUCACGUCGCCAGCGAAAUCAGCCAUCCCGACAACACGAUCUCGAGUUCGCGGCUGAGCUUGGCCAGGGUUUGCUCGUUGAGGUUAGGCGGCUCCAAGCAUUGCUGUCCGAGCGCGAGGAGGCUCUCCGGGUGAUACAGAUUGAGAAAGCCAGAUUGGAGCAGCAGGCCGAGCAUUUGGAGAACCGGGUCCGAGCUUUUGACGAGAGCGAGCAGAAGUACAAAGAGGAGAACUGGAAUUUGGAAUUGCUCAACCAGGAUCUACUAGCCCAGGCCAGAGACCAGCAGGAGAUUGAAGACCGACUACACGCAGAGAUUCAGCGGCUAUGCCACGAGAAAGAGGAUAUCAUCAAGGAGCUCGAUGAGUGGAAACACCAGAACGAGAAGCUAUUUGAGGACCUCGAAGCGGAGCAUAAGCAUCAUGAAGUCGAGUUUGCCACCAUGCGGAGGAAUCUGGCUACAAAUGAGAAUGAACGUAUUACGCUAGAGAAGAAGGUGGAGGACUUGAAGCAGGAGCUAGAAGAUAGUCAUAAUCAGAGCAGCCGAUUGCGGGCCUCCCUCGAGCACAGAGAGGACCUUGAACAGAAUGAGGAUCCGUUCGUGAUGGAGCCCGCUCAAACCACACCAGAAAACUCCCCUCCCACAUCUCCCACAAAGCCAACGCCGAGAAAUACACACUUGGAAGCCGAGACCCUGAAAUCGAGUCUGCAGCAUGCCCACAGAAUGAUUACCAACCUCAAGUCAAACAUGAACCGAGAAAAGACCGAGAAGGCUGAGCUUAGACGCCUAUUACAGGAGGCUAGAGACGACCUUGAGAAUUCGCGGCUGAGAAGAGAUUCUAUCGGUGGCCCACCAAGUAGUGCCGACAAGAGACGGAAGGGCAAGGCCUCAUUCAUCAAGUCCGGAGCUCCACGACCCAUCUUCAACACAGCUCUUCUUGGCGGUGCACGCCGUACCAAAGAUGAAGUAGUCAAGAACACUCAGGUAGACGAGGAAUGGGAGGAGGCAGAAGAUGAGCCUACUUCACCCACCAGAUCUAAGUUCCCAUCAAGCUCAGUUGUCCUCCGAGACUACACCCUCAGCCCACCUAGUGGCGGUGAAGCAGACGAGUCCGCAUUUGAGACCGCAAACGAGGCUACCGGCAUGACUACAGAUGCUUUCGAGACCGCCAAUGAGCAUGACAGCACUGCGACAGAGACGGAAGCUUAUAGGACUGGCAAUGAGAGCCCUGUGUACGAUCACCCAACCUCAGCCGACGAACUCACCGAAACCGAGUCCGGUCCGCACCUAAAGGCCAUUAAAAAGAAGACUUCCCGCGCCUCUUCGUUUGGUGGUUCUAGACGCCCCGGCCUCAACAGAAUCCGCCACAGGGACAGCGUUGCCUCCUCUGCAUCUACCGAAGAGGAUUCAGAUGGCGCGUAUGAGGACCGCCGCAACCGUCGCGACGACUUUAUGACCCCCAUCCCCGGUUCAGGCCAACGUCUCAGGAGCAAAAUGGGUAGACCUCAGAGCAGGGGAACCAGAAUGCCUAGCCAGAGCAGCAUGUUCCGAAACCGUGAGCGCGCAUUUUCGGUCGGCUCCAGCAACAGGGACAGAGCGUUCUCAGCGAGCUCUAGCGACGCAGGUACCUUCCAGUUCCGCAACGGAUCCCCCAGCAGUGUACGUCAUAGACCCUCAGGCGCCGGUGAGCGCAAGAGCUUGUUUGCCGAGUUGGGCGAUGGUAUGUUUAAUGGUGAGGACGACGAGGAUACUGCAGAGGAGGAUGAGGCACCGACUACUCCCACCAGGACUAGCAUGCCAUACGUUACCAAGGGUGCCAUGGUCGAUUGCGGUAUCAUGACCGAUGAUCUCCUGGACUACCCUGUGCUUGACCGUUCUCGCAACUUUUUGGGUAUCAAUGAUUUGGACAGGCCCCGAACAGCGUUCUCUACAAUGUCAUCAAUGCACACAAUCGAGGAGGUGGAAAAGACCAACGACAUGGGCGUCCAAUCUGAAGAUGCGGAUGUUAUAGAGAUGGGAACCCAAUAUGAUGCAACUCCAGUUUCAGAGGUUGGCAUCCAGUCCGAGGCCACCCCGGUCACUACCAUUGGAGUUCAAUUCGACCCAACCCCAGUAAUUGAGAUGGGCACGCAAUCCGACGUAUCCUACCCCAUCCACCCCGACCUUAGUAAGGAGCUCCAUGAGACCGAAGAGGAGCUCAAGGUAACCUCAGCGAAGCUACUCGUGGUUGAAGGCACUGCCGCAGCUGCAGCUGCUAAGUUGCUCGAAGCAGAUGAGGCCAGCAAGGUAGCAGCCGCAAAGCUUCUCGAGUCCGACGAGGCCGGAAAGGUGGCGGCGGAGAAACUAAUCAAGGCAGACGAGGAGGCCAAGCUAGCGGCCGAGAAGCUCCUACAGUUUGAGGAGGGCGAAAAGGUCGCUGCAGCGAAGCUUCUUGCAGUAGAAGAGGAGGCACGGGAUAUUGCUGCCAGAUUGGCCGCAUCAGAAGAGGAAGCAAUGGCUACCGCUCAUCGACUAGCAGCAUCUGAAGAGUUGUCUCACGCCACAGCCGCGAGAUUAGCAGCAUCAGAGAAGGACUUGGCAGCAGCGGAAAAGAGGUUGGCGGCAUCAGAAGAGGACGGAAGAGUGUCAGCGGUGAAACUAGUUGCGGCGGCGGCGGCAGGUGCGAUUGCGGCGGAGGCGCUACGUGCUGCACAGGAUAGCGGCAAGGCAACAGAGGAGAAGUUAAGGCAGGUUGAGGAGGAGGCGAGGUUGGCUGCGGAGAGGCUUGCAAGGGAAGAGGAGAAUAGCAGGAGUAUUGCGGAGAGGCUUGCACAAGAGGAGGAGAACGUCAGGGCUACAGCGGCGAAGUUGGCCCAAGAGCAGGAGAAUAUGAGGGCGACAUCGGCUAGGCUUGCCCAGGAGGAGGAGAGCUCGAGGGCCAUAUCGGCUAGGCUUGCUCAGGAAGAGGAGAAUGUGAGGAUUACAGCAGCCAAGCUUGCUCAAGAAGAGGAAAACGUCAGGUCAACAGCGGCAAAACUCGCCCAGGAAGAGGAUAGCGGCAGAGCGUUAGCGACAAAACUGGCGGAGUCCGAAGAGACUGGACAGACAACUGCGGAGAGGUUGAGGCUUGCGGAAGAAGAGAUGAUGGCCACUGCAGCGAGGUUAGCUGAUUCCGAAGAGGAAACUAGAGCCACCGCAGAAAGAUUGGCAUCAUCACAGGAAAAAGCAAGGGCUACGGAAGAAAGAUUAGCGGCGUCACAAGAGGAGGCAAGAGCCACGGCAGAGAGAUUGGCGGCAUCACAGGAAGAGGCGAGGGCCACCGCUGAGAGAUUGGCUGCGGCGGAAGAGGAGUCAAGGGCUACCGCUGAGAGGUUGGCUGCGGCGGAGGAGGAGUCAAGGGCCACAGCUCAGAGAUUGGCAGCAUCGGAGGAGGAGUCAAGGGCCGCAGCUCAGAGGUUGGCGGCAUCAGAGGAAGAGGUCCGAACCACAGCCGAGAAGUUGGCCGCAUCUGAAGAUGAAAUGAGGGCUACCACCGAGAGACUAGCAGUGGCAGAAGAAGAGGCGAGGAUCACUGCCGAGCGGUUGGCUGCAUCUGAGGAAGAGGCCCGUAUCACGGCUGAACGGCUUGCGGCAUCCGAGGAAGAGGUCAAGAACACCGUUGCUAAGUUGGCUGCAUCUGAGGAAGAGGUCAAGGCCACGGCUGCCAGGUUGGCGGCAUCUGAAGAGGAGGCCCGGAAUACGGCUGCAAAAUUAGCAGGGUCAGAAGAGGAGUCAAGAGUAGUAGUAGCGAAACUGGCGGCAGCAGAGGAAGAUGGUAGGAUAUCAGUCGCCAAAUUGGUUGCGGCGGCAGCAGCGGGUGCGUUGACGGCGGAUAGGCUUCGGGCAGCACAAAACAGCCGCGAGGAAACAGAGAGAAAGCUUAGAGCGGCUGAGGAGGAUGCAAGGAAUGCCAAGGAGCUAGCACAGAAGAAUAAGCAGGAUUUCACAAAGGCUAUGGGAGAAGUCAACACUCUCAAGCCUAUAAUUGUCAAGCUCGAAGAGGAAAUCGCAUCUCUGAAGGCGGAGCGUGAUGGCUUCAAGGAGAUAGCAUCUGCCCUUCCAGCUGCCCAGGAACUCGCACAGAAGAACGAGGCUAGCUUUGUCAAGGCACAAGAGGAAAUCAACACACUCAAACCGAUCAUCGCCUCUCUCGAGGAGCAGCUCAAGAAUCUCAAGGUCGAGCGUGACAACUUGCAAGAAACCGAGCUCCCAGCAGCAAAGGCCAUGGCACAAAAGAACGAAGCCAACUUUGUCAGAGCCCGGGAAGAAAUCAAUACUCUCAAACCAAUCAUCGUCAAGCUCGAGGAGGAGAUCGUGGUUCUCAAGGUGGAGCGUCAAAGUCUGCAGGAAACCGCAUCUACUAUCCCGGCUGCAAAGGAGAUGGCUAGGAAGAAUGAGGAGAAUUUUGCCAAGGCUCUUCGGGAAGUUAACACACUCAAACCAAUCAUUGCCCAGCUCGAGGAGGAGGUUAAGACCUUGAAGGAGGAACGUGAUGACCUACAGGAAAAUGCUCUCCCCGCUGCGAAGGAGAUAGCCCGAAAGAACCUCGAGGAGGUCAACACACUCAAGCCCAUCAUUGUUAUGCUUAAAGAGGAUAUUGUGGCUCUGGAGGCGGAGCGUGAUGACCUACAGGAAAAUGCCCUCCCGGCUGCCCAAGAAUUAGCACAAAAGAGGGAAGCUGAGAUUAACACUCUCAAGCCUAUCAUCGCCCAGCUUGAGAAGGAUAUCGAUAACUUGGAGGUGGAACGUGACGGUUUCCAAGAAACUGCAUCUGCUCUCCCCGCUGCUCGAGAGCUUGCACAAACGAAGGAGGCUGAGAUAAACACGCUCAAGCCCAUCAUCUCCAAGCUUAAAGAGGAUCUAGAGAUCUUAAAGGUGGAACGUGAUGGUUUCCAAGAGACUGCAUCUGCCCUUCCCGCUGCUCAAGAGCUUGCACAAACGAAGGAGGCUGAGAUAAAUACCCUCAAGUCCAUCAUCGCCAAGCUCGAAGAGGAUGUAUGGGUGGUGAAGGCGGAGCGCGACGGCUUCCAGGUGACUGCAUCUGCCCUUCCCGCUACUCAAGAGCUCGCACAGAAGAGGGAGGACGAGAUCAACACUCUUAAGCCUAUUAUUUCAAAGCUUGAGGAGGAUGUGGAGACCCUGAAGGUGGAGAGGGACUGUUUCCAGGUGACUGCGUCUACCCUACCGGCAGCGAAGGAGUUGGCAGAGAAGAAGGAGGCAGAAAUCAAUAACCUCAAGCCGAUUAUCGCUCAGCUCGAGAAUGAGGUCAAGACCCUCAAGCCCAUCAUUGUUAACCUUGAAGAAGAGUUGUCAACUGUCAAGGUGGAACGAGACGACUUGAAAGAGAACACCCUCCCGGCUGCUAAGGAAUUGGCUCAGAAGAACGAGGCCGAUUUUAUCAAGGCUGUUGAGGAGGUUAACACGCUCAAGCCCAUCAUUGUCAAGCUUGAAGAGGAAGUUAAAAUCUUGACUGUGGAGCGAGACGAGCUGCAAGGAACUGUCCUCCCAGCGGCGCAACAGAUGGCACAGAAGAAUCUUGAGGAGGUCAACACACUCAAGCCCAUCGUCGCUAGACUCGAGGAGGAAGUUGGUACUCUUAAAGUUGAACGUGAUGGCCUUCAGGAAAUUGCAUCUGCCCUCCCAGCGGCGAAGGAAAUGGCCAAACAAAAGGAGGCCGAGGUCAACUCCCUCAAGCCAAUUAUCGCCCAGCUUGAGCAGGAGAUCGUGAACCUCAAGCCUGUCAUCGUCGAUCUCGAAGAAGAGGUCAAGUAUCUGACAGAAGAGCGCGACGAUCUCCAGGAGAAUGCCUUGCCGGCGAUGAAGCUGAUUGCAGAAAAGAGCGAGGCUGAUUUUGUCAAGACUCUCGAGGAAGUAAACGCUCUUAAGCCUAUUAUCACUAAACUUGAAGAAGAGCUUGUAAGUGUUAAACAAGAGCGAGACGGUCUACAGGAAGCUCUUCCAGUGGCGAAGGAAAUGGCGCAAAAGAAUGAGGCUGAAGUCAAUUCCCUCAAACCGAUUAUCGUCAGGCUUGAGCAGGAGGUCAAGACUCUUACUGUGGAGCGAGAUGACCUAAAGGAGACUGUUCCAAUAGUCAAGGAGAUGGCACAGAAGAACCAAGAUAACUUCGUCAUGGCUCUUGAAGAGGUCAAUACGCUCAAGCCGAUUGUCGCCAAGCUGGAGGAAGAAUUGGCAACUGUGCAGCAGGAGAGAGAUAGUUUGAAGGAGACUCUCCCGGUUGCCCAACAGUUGGCAGAGAAGAACGAGGCCGACUUCAUCAAGGCUCGUGGUGAAGUAGAUACCUUAAAGCCGAUCAUUGCCCAACUUGAGGAAGAAGUUGGAACACUCAAACCAGUCAUUGAGGAACUCGAGGAGGAGGUUGUAAUUCUUAAGGCUGAACGUGACGACUUGCAGAACACUGCCCUCCCAGCCGCACAGCAAAUGGCUCAGAAGAACCUCGAAGAGGUCAAUAUUUUCAAGCCGUUCGCUGCCAAACUCGAGAAAGAGGUUGGAACCCUCAAGCCAGCUAUCGUCAAGCUCGAGGAAGAGGUUGCAGCCCUGAGGGAGGAGCGAGAUGUCUUACAAGAAACUGUAUCUGCCAUCCCAGUCUUGGACAUGAGGGACACUGGAGUGCAGUCCGAUCCUGAACCCGUAUCCUUUGCGGGAACGCAGACCGAGCCUGAAGUUGAGGAAUACUCGGUUGUGUUCGACAAGGUUGCUGAGUUUGAGCCUGUGCCCGAAGUGCCAUUGGAGUUCUCGGAGAUCUCAAUACAAGAUACCACGCCAAUCGAGCCCAUCCAGAAAUCGGCUUUACCAAUCCCGGUUCCUAUUCCCACCGCAAGAGAUGCAUCUGUAUCUUCCGAUGAGGAAACCCCCAAGAAGGUUUCCGAGACCGUGGAGGAACAGCAACAACGCCCGACUACGCCUAGUCCCCAGAAAGCCAGUUCAAUUUUUGGCUCGAUGUUUGGCGGAUGGAAGCGACCUGGGACUCCUGCACAGGAACCUGAAGGCCUUAAGGGUGCUAAUGAACGGACAUUCUCAGCUGGCACUUUUGGCAAUGGCAUGAAGGACAUCCCAAUCAUUAAAGCACCGGCUGUGGAUCAAGAGGCACAAACAGACAUCACACAUGACUUUUUUGAUAACAUGGCUGUUGCUAAAACUGUCGACAAGGGCAAGCGACCAGCGUUCGCUGUCAACAAUCCGGAUUCAAUGUAUCUCGGAGGGGAUAGGUCGCGUGCUAGGUCACCCAGUCUUCGAUCUCACGAAUCUCGCGACAGCAUUGGUCUCAAUGAAGUACGUAGAGGUGCCAUCAAGCGUCCUGGAAGCUCUGGAAGUCUGAGAGGCGGUGCUGGCUCUAUGGGACCCCCACCACUUCCUUCAUCUUCGCGGAACAACGUUUCCUUCAGGCCAAAGACCCCGGUCAACACCGACACUAUCAAGGCAAUUGCUCCCGAAACACCAAAUUCCAAGGCUGGCACGACACCAAGGCCUAAUGCCACUCCCCGAUUCUCCGCCACUAGAAGUGAGGUUUCUUCACCUACAUCUCGUAGAUCAUCGAUAUCUUCAUUCGCCUCUGAGAUUGAUACAAGAUUCAACAUCAUGCCCGAGGCUGUUGCAGGAGAAGCUCAGACAGAUCCAAGAAUGAUCCAAGCCAUCACUCAAACCAUGAUCGGUGAAUACCUUUGGAAAUACACAAGGAACACUGGGCGCGGAUCAUUAUCGCACAGCCGACAUAAGCGUUUCUUCUGGGUCCACCCAUACACAAGGACUCUUUACUGGAGUGAACGGGAUCCGACCACGGCUGGUAGAGCUGAGCUGAGGGCGAAGAGUGUUGCCAUUGAGGCGGUUAGGGUUGUGACAGAUGACAACCCAAUGCCUCCCGGAUUGCACAGGAAGAGUUUGGUUGUCAUUACGCCUGGAAGGUCGUUGAAAUUCACGGCACCAACAGGGCAACGCCAUGAAACUUGGUUCAAUGCUUUAUCAUACCUGCUUUUGAGGACCGGAGGAGAACUUGGGGAAGAGGGUGCGGGCGAGCCUGUUAAUCAUCCCGAGGAAUUUCACGCAACCCUCGGUAAUGGAAACGGAAACGGUGCGCCCGGCUCGGUCCGCGGCGGUGCUGCUGAGAGCCUUUCGUCUUACAAUACGCGAACAACACGAGCGUCAUCACCUGCUAGAAACCACUCGUCGCUUUCAAAUAGCCGCCCUUCAGAUAAGGUUGCGCGUCAGAGUAGCAGAGCCAGACUCAGUAACUUGUUCAGGCCUUCCUCUGGUUUCGGCACUUUCAGUACCAAGAGCAGCAGACACAACCCCAGUAUAUAUGACCAGAGUGACUUGAAUGAUUCGGCGGAGGAUCUGAGAGAGCAAAUUGAGAACGAGGAUUCGGAAAAACUGGAGAAUGUUAGAGCUUGUUGUGAUGGUAAACAUGAUGUCGGCACACUUCCAAGGCGUGGAGGUCGGAAGACACAAAGCGUACGUGGUGGUAGAAGCACAGAUUCCCAUCAUCAUCACCACCACGCAGACGCUGCUUCCGAGCGCGCCCAUUCACAUGUUUAA